Molecule: messenger RNA, 1744 nt
Organism: Exophiala xenobiotica
Lineage: Eukaryota; Fungi; Ascomycota; Eurotiomycetes; Chaetothyriales; Herpotrichiellaceae
Exons: 2
Coding region: 43-987 (314 amino acids)
Biological process (GO): cellular response to amino acid stimulus; cellular response to starvation; positive regulation of TOR signaling
Cellular component (GO): fungal-type vacuole membrane; Gtr1-Gtr2 GTPase complex; nucleus
Molecular function (GO): GTPase activity; GTP binding
Source: RefSeq, a predicted model, not a curated record
CAGUAGGCGACUAGACCUUGCGCCUGAGAAGCGUCGAGCAAGAUGGAUACCCGUAAAAGGAAAAAGAAAGUGCUCCUGAUGGGCAAAAGCGGCUCCGGGAAGUCGUCCAUGCGCUCCAUCAUCUUCAGCAACUAUGUCGCAAAAGACGUCCGACGAUUAGGAGCGACCAUCGACGUCGAGCACAGCCAUGCCAAAUUCAUGGGCAAUCUGACACUCAACCUGUGGGACUGUGGAGGUCAGGAUGCCUUUAUGGAUUCCUACCUCAACGCACAGCGGGAGAACGUCUUUUCCGAUGCCGAAGUGUUAAUCUACGUAUUCGAUAUCGAGUCGCGAGCGGUCGAGCAGGAUCUCGAGACCUACAGCCAGGUCAUCAAGGCUUUGAAAGAGUUCAGUCCAAAUGCACAUGUCUUCUGCCUGAUUCACAAGAUGGACCUCGUCCAGCACGAGCUCCGCGAGAGAAUAUACGAAGAAAGGUGUCGCUUGAUCACCGCCCGCUCAGAAGGACUCAGCUUGGAGACGUUCGCGAGCAGCAUCUGGGAUCAAACACUGUACAAGGCAUGGGCGGGGAUUGUCCAUAAGAUGAUACCGAAUCUGGUGGUCAUUGAGAAGUUCCUGGACGCAUUUGCGAAACAAUUACAAGCAGAAGAGAUUGUCUUAUUCGAGCGGUCGACGUUCUUGACCGUCACGAAUGUUGUUACGCAGUACGGGGAGGAUAACCCCAACCAUGACCGGCACGAGAGGAUCUCCAACAUCAUGAAGAGCUAUAAGCACACCGUGGCGAGAAAUACGCGGACAACAGCUGCGAGCGCAGGGUUUUUGCUGUUCAAAGUUCAGACGCCGCGCUUCAAUUGCUUCCUUGCAAGAUUCACGGAGAACACGUAUAUUUUCGUCGUCAUCCCGCCUGGAGAAGCAGCGUUCAACUGCGCUGUGCUCAACACUAUGAUGGCAAGGGAUGUUUUCAGGAAGAAAACUGGCGUUGAAGGUUGAAACGGUACGAGUCACGACCAAGGUCGUCGCAUCUCCUAGUGACGACCCGCGGUCUCUUCGCUGAAUGGACAAGUGGGUAUCAUCACAAAGAUCUCUAAUGCCGGCUACUCAGCUGCGGCGCACACAGAGAUCAUCAGCUGUCCGCAUAGACUUUUCUUGGGGCCCACGGACGGCUUCUCGACUUAGGCUACCCCCACUGGCAAUGUAUAAACAACGGAAGGCAGGAACAAUUCCAAAGCCUAAGGCAGUGGGCCUCAAACGUGAGAAGCCAUGUGGUCCGCAGCAUCGAGCCCCUUCACAUGGCCGGAAUUCAGGGUAUCAGGAGCCAUGCAUCCGGGAUCUCUUUGCACCAUGUUCCCAUGGGCUGUAUCUCGAAUCAUCCGAGAACGAUCGCCUACAAAGCACGAAAAGCCAACUUCGGUAUUCCUUCAGCCUGACGAGCUGCACGAUGGCCUCGUAGUAAGAAGGCAGCCAUAUACCGAUGAAAAUGUUCAAAUGAAAAGUGAAGGAUAUGAGUGGAACACAGAACGGACUGGAUCAGUGGCAAAUAGCUUGCAUAGGACGAAGGAACGACGGGAGUUGUUGACAGAAAGAGACGGACUCUAGCGGGAAUGAAAGGCGUCGGGAUGAUCACCUUGAGGUGUCGGACAUGCUGCAAUUAGCAGAACAUAUAAAGCAACAUCGCUCGGUGUUGGAGAGGAAAAAUCCACUUCGUUACUCGUUACUUUUCCUCCAACCCAGUUCAAGCUAAAUGACG